Haliotis rubra (blacklip abalone) is the source of this 671-nucleotide messenger RNA. RefSeq names its product perlucin-like protein. NCBI's taxonomy places the organism in Eukaryota, Metazoa, Mollusca, Gastropoda, Lepetellida, Haliotidae. The coding region runs from base 33 to 578 and encodes 181 amino acids. The record is from RefSeq and is a predicted model, not a curated record. The transcript has 5 exons.
CACGGUGCCCUGUUGCUUGAGCGCCUCUGAUCAUGACCCGCGCCUUCUCACUUGGAAAUGUUCUUGUAAUAACUACCUACAUAUUCACAGGAGGAUGCCAGAACGGGAGCCUGGACCGAUGUCCGACACAACUCAACAGAGGAGCGUACUUAAAGGCGUUCCGAGACCAGUGUUACGACUUCGUAACCUACGACGACAGAACGUGGAACACGGCGAAGACGUCGUGUGAAAGUCAAGGAGGAACCCUCGCGAUCAUCAAAGACCGACCAACGCAAGACUUCAUUCUCGCCGCCAUCCAAAGUUUGGGUUACUCGGAGAAAGGCGUGUGGAUCGGCUUAACAGAUUCCGAGAACGAGGGUAUUUGGAAGUGGGUCAAAGCUGGUACAGUGUCCUACAGUAACUGGGAACCUGGCCAUGGAGGAAUACUGGGUUUCGCAGAAGACUGCGCUCUACUGCGAUCUGUCGAUGGAAAAUGGAUAGAACUUCCCUGCGGCGUUUUCUGGGAUACGUACGGCUUCAUUUGUCAAUACGAUAUGCUACCGACAACAACCAGCCUUCCGGGGAUUCCGACAGUAUGAAGCUCAAUAGCUACUAUUUGAGGCUAGAGAUAAAGCGUUGCUGAGCCUCGGUGCUCACAUGGUGAUUAAACCUUGCAAUAAGCAUUCCCAAAA